AUGUAUUUGCAAAGUCUGAAGAACACUUUCUUCGUCGAUUGUUUGGAAUAUUUACAUCUUACAAGUGUAUAUGAGGACAUACCCGGGAAAUACACUGAUAUACACGAUGCUUCAGAAAGCAAACAAUCCAUCCUGACCGAUAUAGAAGCUGAGACCAGCACGGACUACGAAAAGCACGCGGACCCUUUCCUGGUGGACUGGAAUGGUGAUGAUGAUCCUGAUAACCCACAAAAUUGGCCCCAAGCAAAAAAAAAUUUCAUCACCAUAGAGAUUAUGAUGCUGACAUGUAUUACCUACAUGGGCUCCUCAAUUUACACACCGGGGCAAGAAGGAAUUCAGAAUGACUUUCACGUAGGUCAUGUCACCGCCACACUAAAUCUAUCAUUGUACGUUCUCGGCUAUGGGUUGGGCCAAGUAUUUUUCUCUCCACUAUCCGAAGUUGCCAAAAUCGGUAGACAGCAACUUUACAUCAUAACUUACUUUCUAUUUAUGGUCUUUCAAAUAGGGUGUGCAACUGUGCAAAACAUCGAAGGAUUAAUCAUUUUAAGAUUCAUCUCUGGUAUAUUAUGCUCUCCUUCCUUAUCUACUGGUGGUGCCACUAUUGCUGAUAUUAUAAGACCCGAAAAGUUGACUCCAUACAUAGCAUUAUGGGCAGUAGGCGCUGUUGCCUCUCCUACCGUCGGUCCCUUAUUGGGAGCUUCAAUGGUAGUUUCGAAAGAUUGGAGAUGGACUUUUUGGUUAUUAUUAUGGCUCUCUAUUCCAUGGCUGAUAAUCUUUAUCUUUUUCUUUCCUGAGACGUCGGCAGCUAACAUUCUCUCAAGGAGAGCCGCUAGAAUUAGAAAGCAAACAGGUGACAGUAGGUAUUACACCAGACAGGAAAGAAGUGACGCGAAAGUUAGUCCAAAGCAAUUUUUCGUCAAUACCCUUUAUAGACCAAUUGAAAUGAUCGCCAAAGAACCGAUUGUCAUGGCAUUUGACAUUUACCUAGCAGUGUGUUACGGCACAUUUUAUCUUUUCUUCGAAGCAUUCCCAAUUGUUUUUAUUAACAACUGGCACUUUACCAUUGUUGAAUUAGGACUCUCGUAUAUGGGAUUCAUUGCUGGUUGUUUCAUUGCAUUCUCAAUAUUGUUGUUCUUUACAAACAAAGUUGUCACUCCGCGUCGUGAUAAUGGUACUUUUGUUCCAGAGACAUUUUUAUUACUAGCAAUGUCUGUCAGUUGGUGCUUACCCUGCGGACUCUUUCUUUUUGGUUGGGCUGCAAUGACUCACUGGAUCGUUCCAAUAAUCGCAGAAAUCUUUUUUUGCAUAUGUGUAUUCAAUCUCUUUCAAGCAACAUUUUCCUACCUUGCAAUGUGUUAUCCUAAAUAUGUCGCCUCAGUAUAUGCCGGUAAUGGGUUAUGCCGUAGUGCAUUUGCUUGUGCUUUCCCACUAUUUGGACAGGCAAUGUUCAAUAACCUAGCAAUUGAUGGGUAUCCAGUAGCCUGGGGUACUUCAAUUCUUGGUUUUGUUUCCAUCGUUUUAGCUCUGAUACCUUUUGUCCUUUACAAAUAUGGCGCAGAUUUACGUUCCAGGUCUUCUUUCAAGGAUUAA
This is a messenger RNA of Kazachstania africana CBS 2517, 1590 nucleotides long. Its product is annotated as MFS transporter. Lineage: Eukaryota; Fungi; Ascomycota; Saccharomycetes; Saccharomycetales; Saccharomycetaceae. The transcript has a single exon. Gene Ontology annotation, cellular component: membrane. Bases 1 to 1590 code for a protein of 529 amino acids. Gene Ontology annotation, biological process: xenobiotic detoxification by transmembrane export across the plasma membrane. The record is from RefSeq and is a predicted model, not a curated record. Gene Ontology annotation, molecular function: fluconazole transmembrane transporter activity; xenobiotic transmembrane transporter activity.